Molecule: messenger RNA, 660 nt
Organism: Penicillium atrosanguineum
Lineage: Eukaryota; Fungi; Ascomycota; Eurotiomycetes; Eurotiales; Aspergillaceae
Product: class I SAM-dependent DNA methyltransferase
Exons: 1
Coding region: 1-660 (219 amino acids)
Source: RefSeq, a predicted model, not a curated record
AUGUCCGCUCCAAUUCCUGCUCAAAACCUAUAUCUUGGCCAAGCCCGUGCCACCAAGUCAGUCGAUGACUGCAUGUCAAUCUACGACAAAUGGGCUGCCACAUACAAUGACGAGGUUGGAGAUGCGGCUCAAAGCUACGUGGCUCCGGUCUUGGUUGCCCAAGCCGCUAUUAAAUACAAUUCAACCACCAGUCCUGCCAACAGUGUCAUCCUAGAUGCUGGUUGUGGAACCGGCCUCGUGGGCCAGGCUCUUUCAAUCGCCAGUGCAAAGGCAAUUGACGGCAUUGACCUGUCUGCUCCCAUGCUCGACGUGGCCCGCAAGACUGGUGUUUAUCGAAACCUCGAUCAGGCGGAUAUGAACCGUCCCAUCAACCAGGCAGACAAUACCUACGAUACAGUUGUAUGCGUCGGCACUUUCACUCUUGGUCACGUCGGCCCGGACCCUGCCUUGAGAGAACUCGUCCGUGUGACCAAGAGAAAGGGUAUCGUGGUUGCCACGAUCCUCGAAGAGAUCUGGGUCCCGGGCGGAUUCAAGGAUGAGGUCGAGAAAUUGCAAGCGGAAGGACUGGUGAAUGUGGUCUCGGAGGAUUUAAUAGACUAUGUAAAGGGACACGGCGACAAGGCAGUGCUAUUGAUCUUAGAAAAGAUCCACCGUGCCUGA